AUGCCCACUCAAGAAGUCUUCGACAAAAAGGACGGCGCCGUCUACACCACCUCCAAUGGUGCGCCCGUAGCAGAGCCGUAUGCUGCCCAACGUGCUGGGCUCCACGGACCUCUCUUGUUGCAAGACUUCCACCACAUCGACUUGCUCGCCCAUUUCGAUAGGGAGCGUAUUCCUGAGCGUGUCGUACACGCCAAUGCUGCAGGGGCUCACGGUUACUUCGAAGUAACGCAUAGCUGCGCGGAUAUCACAUCCAACAAGCUGCUCUCCUCUGUGGGAAAGAAAGUUCGUCUGACGGCUCGAUUCUCCACCGUCGGAGGAGAGUCUGGCUCUGCAGACACCGCCCGCGAUCCUCGUGGCUUUGCUCUCAAACUUCGUACUGAAGAGGGCAACUGGGACUGGGUGUUCAACAACACGCCUAUCUUCUUCAUCAGGGACCCGGCAAAAUUCCCGCAUUUCAUCCAUACUCAGAAGAGAGACCCGCAGACUCACCUUAAGGAUGCGGAUAUGUUCUGGGAUUACUUGGGCCAGAACCCAGAGUCCAUUCAUCAGAUGAUGAUCCUCUUCUCAGACCGCGGAACCCCCGACGGUGUUCACCAGAUGCACGGGUACUCCGGCCAUACGUUCAAGUGGUUGAAAGAUGACGGAUCGUUCACUUACGUUCAAGUACACUGCCGUGCGGACAGCGGUUUCAAGACACUCGAUGGUGAGACUGCCCAUAGGCUUACCGCUGACAACCCCGACUACAGCACGGAGAAGCUGUUCAGAACCAUCGAAGCUGGCAACUUCCCUUCGUGGACCGUGUACAUCCAAACGAUGACUCCAGAGCAGGCGGAGAAUUUCCGUUACAACAUCCUCGAUCUGACCAAAGUUUGGCCCCACAAGGACUACCCCCUUCGUCCGAUCGGCAGAUUCGUCCUCGACGAAAAUCCCAAGAACUACUUUGCCGAGAUCGAACAAGCUGCUUUCGCUCCUUCUCACUUGGUUCCGUACAUUGAGCCUUCGGCUGACCCUGUUCUUCAAUCGCGUCUGUUCUCUUACCCGGAUACUCAUCGCCACCGUCUCGGAGCCAACUAUCAUCAGAUCCCCGUAAACGCGCCCAUCGUCCCAGUGGCCAACUUCCAGCGAGAUGGACCUAUGACCGUUACCAACAACCAAGGGAAUCGCCCGAACUACCAGAGCAGCAUUCAACCCCUCACAUACAUCUCCAAUAAGGAGACCCUUGAGGCUGGUUGCCGCAACCAAGAGAGGAUGGCACGCCACGAGAACUUCAUUGGCGGUGCCUACCGGGAUCUUGGAGAGAUCACUGAGCUGGACUUUGAGCAGCCCAGGGUGCUGUGGCAGAAGGUCUGGAACGACCAGCAGAGAGAGGCCUACGUCAAAAACGUUGCAGGGCACUUCGGUGGUGUCAAGAGUGCCGUCGUCAGGGACAGACAACUCUCCGUGUGGGCAGCUGUCGACCAGGAUCUUUCGGACCGCAUUGCAAAGGCCGUGGGUGCUAACCCAGUUGCUCCUUUGAAGGUCAAGCCUGCUGCCGAGGCCCUUCGUUUCAGAUGCAACAUAGGUGGACCCCCAGGGCCAAGUCGGUUGUAG
Messenger RNA from Pleurotus ostreatus (oyster mushroom), 1590 nucleotides. RefSeq lists its product as uncharacterized. Lineage: Eukaryota; Fungi; Basidiomycota; Agaricomycetes; Agaricales; Pleurotaceae. The transcript has 9 exons. The record is from RefSeq and is a predicted model, not a curated record. The coding region runs from base 1 to 1590 and encodes 529 amino acids. Gene Ontology annotation, biological process: hydrogen peroxide catabolic process; response to hydrogen peroxide. Gene Ontology annotation, molecular function: catalase activity; heme binding. Gene Ontology annotation, cellular component: cytoplasm; mitochondrion; peroxisome.